Messenger RNA from Sus scrofa (pig), 6076 nucleotides. Lineage: Eukaryota; Metazoa; Chordata; Mammalia; Artiodactyla; Suidae. The record is from RefSeq and is a predicted model, not a curated record.
UGGUUUGAAAAGCUGCUAGUUUGAGACGCUGGGGUCCCGGGCCUGAGACCUGGAUGUGGGAAGAGCCAGACGACCUGUAGAACUUACUGCGGUUUGUGCGGAGUCCUCGCGGACCAACUCUGGCACCUGACGCCUUUUCGAGUCUUGCUGACCGAACCGCGGUACUGUUCCCCCCAGCCGUGGUAGCAGUCUGCGACGGGCGGACCGGGGCGGCCGUCAGCUGGUUCUCAGCCGUACGGUGUGUACCUCCAGACCCAGCUCAGGCCUUACCCUCGGGCCGUACGUCGUCGUUGCAGCGCCGGAUCUGGUAGCAGAAGGCCACGCGCAUGCCAGGCCGCGAUGUGAAGCACCAGGGCGCCUCAGAUCCGUCGGGGUUGCGACAGAAGUUCUCCCGAAGGUCCCUGAGCAGGCGCUAGGCUCAGCCUGGGCGGGAGCCCGGCCUCUAGCUCCGUCCCUGGUCCCGCCUUCCUUCAAGUUCUGCCCGGACGGCCCUCAGUUCCCACCCGCAGGACUACUGUGUCCCCAGGGGCGCCCGCCAACUCACUUGCACGCAUAUUUUUCCGGCGCAAAGCGAUGUUGAUGAGGAUGCUGCGCGUCCCAACGCUGGCAGGGCACGCCAGCGGCAGUGGUGUUGACCAUGCCCCGGUAGCCCUCGCCUUUACCGCGGAAGCAAUUGAGCGUCGUAGCCUCCUGGCGCGGCUGUGCACCGGACCCUUGGAUGGACCGAGGCGGGUCGGAGCCCAAGCCGAAGCUGAGACCGGGUCUGGGGCUAAGACGGAGCCCCGCUCUCAUUGGGCCACCGCUGAAUCACGCCCAGCCUCUCCUCACUUCCCAGCCAGGCCACGCCCCCCACGUGUCCCAGGUGCCCUCCCAGCCCCGCCCUUGAGCUCUACCGCAGCGCGGGAGGUCGCAGAACUCUCGCUCCACCUGCGGGUCAGUAGUAUAGCACCACGGCCGCUCCGAGCCAUCCGGAUUCCGGCAGUAGUUGUCGUCUAGAUUUUUGUCGAGGAACCUAGGAGCGUUAGCGGGGAGUGAACAAGCGCCUGAGACUCAGACCCUGUCUGGCUGGCCCCAACCAACUACUACCUUACAUCGCUCCGCCCUGGAGCCCUGGGCCCUCCCCUUGCCCGGCCCCCUCGUGCGGAGCUCGCCCACGCGUACUUGAGGGGCUCAAAUGGGUGCGGGUGCGGGUGCUGCAGGUCCCAGCGCUGACACUCGCGUCCUGACUCGGUGCGAUCCACUGAGCCGCGGUAAUCCUCGCCAUUGCACCAAAAGCAAACGGCUGGAGAGGAAGAAAUUGUGGGUUGGUGGACUGCGCUGGGCAUUCUCCUCCCGCCCCAGGCUUGACCUGGAGCCGCUUACCCUCCUGGCAGGACUUGAUACCGCAGCUCUGGAAGCGCACGGCAGGGUCCAUGGUGUAGCACCAGGGACCUCCAGGGUCCCUGUCCGGGUUGCGGCAGAAGUUCUCCUCCAAGCCGUUCCGGAGUGUGGGCGUGUACCUGGGUUCAGAGAGCGGCGAUACAGUGAGUGCGGGGCGGGGGUGGGGGUGGGGUGCUGGCUCCAGGCCGGCGGGAGAAAGGGGAUCUACAUUCCGUCUUACUUGUGGUCAUUGGGAAACCUGAGGUUCCAGCGCUGGCAGGGUAGGCCACCCAUGGUGAUGGCCACAGUGCCCCGGUACUCGACCCCAUUGUCCAUGAUGCAAGUCCGAACAUAAUCUGAGAGCAGAAGACCCAGGAUCAACAGCGCCUGAGACCUCAGCACCUCUCUCCCCAGCCCGCCCUUCUCCGAAGCCACUCACUUUUCUUUUGGAAGAGAUCAAAGCUCCCUGAAUGCUGCAGCCGUGUAUGAGCCCUCAGGACCACUGGCUGCCCACAAGAGAUGAAAGAUGGCGUCCAAGGGGGCCGGUAUGUCCUUCUCCCGCAAGAGCUACAGGCUGACCUCAGAUGCUGAGAAGUCAAGGGUCACAGGCAUCGUGCAUGAGAAGCUACUGAAUGACUACCUGCACCGCAUCUUUUCCUCUGCUGAUCAUGCAUCCACGACAGCUACCAGCAGGAAACCUCUGAACUUCCAGAAUCUCCCAGAACAUCUGGACCAGCUGUUACGUGUGGACGAUGAGGAGGAAGAGAGCCAGGGACAGGUUGAAGGGCGACUUGGCCCAUCCACUGUGGUCCUCGACCACACGGGUGGCUUCGAGGGGCUUCUUCUGGUGGAUGAUGACCUCUUGGGGGUGAUUGGACACAGCAACUUUGGUACUAUCCGCUCCACCACAUGCGUAUACAAAGGAAAAUGGGUCUACGAGGUGCUCAUCUCCUCCCAGGGGCUCAUGCAGAUCGGCUGGUGCACGAUCAACUGUCGCUUCAAUCAGGAGGAGGGCGUUGGAGAUACACACAACUCCUAUGCCUACGAUGGCAACCGGGUCCGCAAGUGGAACGUGACCACGACGAACUAUGGGAAGGCGUGGGCGGCGGGGGACAUCGUGAGCUGCCUGAUCGACCUGGACGAUGGCACUCUGUCUUUCUGCCUGAAUGGUGUGUCACUAGGCACCGCCUUUGAGAACUUAUCCAGGGGCCUGGGCAUGGCCUACUUCCCAGCCAUCAGCCUCUCCUUCAAGGAGUCUGUGGCCUUCAACUUUGGCAGCCGUCCCCUGCGCUACCCAGUGGCGGGCUACCGGCCCCUGCAAGACCCACCACGCGCCGAUCUGGUGCGGGCACAGAAGUUGCUGGGCUGCUUCCAGGCAGUGCUCAGUGUGGAGCUGGACCCCACGGAAGGGCAGCUGCUGGAGAAGGAAAGCUCUGAGUGGCAGUUGCAGGGCCAGCCCACCAUCCUCCUCACACUGGCCCACAUCUUCCAUCGCUUCGCACCGCUCCUGCGCAAGGUGUACCUGGUGGAGGCCGUGCUCAUGAGCUUUCUGCUGGGCAUCGUGGAGGGGGGCACCCCUGCCCAGGCGCAGUCCAUGGUGCACCAGGUCCUGGAUCUCCUAUGGCUCUUCAUGGAGGACUACGAGGUGCAGGACUGCCUCAAGCAGUCGAUGAUGUCCCUGUUGCGGCUGUACCGGUUCUCGCCCAUCGUCCCAGAUCUGGGCCUGCAGAUCCGCUACCUGCAGCUCACCAUCGCCAUCCUCAGCCACGAGAAGUCCCGCAAGUUUCUGCUUAGUAACGUCCUCUUCGACGUGCUCCGAUCCGUUGUCUUCUUUUACAUCAAGAGCCCCCUGCGUGUGGAGGAGGCUGGUCUACAGGAGCUCAUCCCCACCACCUGGUGGCCCCACCGCUCUGGCAGGGAGGGCAAAGAGAGUAAGGAGGUGAAGGAUGAGACCUCUGAGGAGCGGCUCCGGCGUCGCGCAUAUGAACGGGGCUGCCAGAGGCUCAAGAAGCGCAUCGAAGUGGUGGAAGAACUGCAGGUCCAGAUCCUGAAGCUGCUGCUGAACAAUAAAGAUGACAAUGGGGGUGAAGCUUCUAGGUACAUCUUCCUGACCAAGUUCCGAAAGUUUCUGCAGGAGAAUGCCAGCAGCCGGGGGAAUAUGCCCAUGCUCUGCCCCCCCGAGUACAUGGUCUGCUUCUUACACCGGUUGAUCUCGGCCCUGCGCUACUAUUGGGAUGAAUACAAAGCUUCGAACCCACGUGCCUCCUUCAGCGAGGAGGCCUACAUCCCACCCCAGGUCUUCUAUAAUGGCAAGGUGGACUACUUUGAUCUGCAGCGCCUUGGAGGCCUCCUGUCCCACCUUCGGAAGACCCUCAAAGACGACCUUGCCUCCAAGGCCAACAUCUUGAUCGACCCGCUGGAGCUCCAGGCGGCCACCAUGGAUGACCUGGAUGAGGAUGAGGAGCCAGCCCCCGCUGCGGCCCAGCGCCCCAUGCAGGCCCUGGCCGUGGGGGGCGCGCUGCCCCUGCCUCGGCCCGGCUGGCUCAGUUCUCCAACCCUGGGGCGAGCCAACCGCUUCCUCAGCACAGCAGCUGUGAGCCUGAUGACCCCACGGCGGCCUCUGAGUACCUCGGAGAAAGUGAAGGUCCGCACACUGAGCGCUGAACAGAGGACCCGUGAGGACAUCGAGGGCAGCCACUGGAACGAGGGCCUGCUGCUCGGGCGGCCCCCUGAGGAGCCUGAGCAGCCCCUCACCGAGAACUCCCUGCUGGAGGUCCUAGAUGGUGCCAUCAUGAUGUACAACCUCAGCGUUCACCAGCAGCUGGGCAAGAUGGUGGGUGUAUCCGAUGACGUCAAUGAGUAUGCGAUGGCCCUGAGGGACACAGAAGACAAGCUCCGCCGGUGCCCCAAGCGGAGGAAGGACAUCCUUGCAGAGUUGACAAAGAGCCAGAAAGUUUUCUCAGAAAAGCUGGAUCACCUGAGUCGCCGUCUUGCCUGGGUCCAUGCCACCGUCUACUCCCAGGAGAAGAUGCAGGACAUCUAUUGGCUGCUGCGUGUCUGCCUGCGGACCAUUGAGCAUGGCGACCGCACGGGUCCUCUCUUUGCCUUCAUGCCUGAGUUCUACCUCAGUGUGGCCAUCAACAGCUACAGCGCUCUCAAGAAUUACUUUGGCCCUGUACACAGCAUGGAGGAGCUCACAGGCUAUGAAGAGACCCUGACCCGCCUGGCUGCCAUCCUUGCCAAGCACUUUGCUGACACACGCAUCGUGGGCACUGACAUCCGUGACUCACUGAUGCAGGCCCUGGCCAGCUAUGUGUGCUACCCAAACUCCCUGCGGGCCGUGGAGCGGAUCCCUGAGGAGCAACGCAUUGCCAUGGUGAGGAGCCUCCUGGCUCCCUAUGAGCAGCGGCCCUGGGCCCAGACCAACUGGAUCCUGGUGCGGCUCUGGAGGGGCUGUGGGUUCGGGUACCGCUAUACACGGCUGCCACACCUGCUGAAAACCAAACCUGAGGACGCCAAUUUGCCCAGCCUCCAGAAGCCCUGCCCUUCCACCCUGCUGCAGCAGCACAUGGCAGACCUGUUGCGAGAGGGCCCUGACGUGGCACCUAGCUUCCUCAAUAGCGUCCUCAACCAGCUCAACUGGGCCUUCUCUGAGUUCAUCGGCAUGAUUCAGGAGAUCCAGCAGGCUGCUGAACGCCUGGAGCGGAACUUCGUGGACAGCCGGCAGCUCAAGGUCUGUGCUACCUGCUUUGACCUCUCGGUCAGCCUGCUGCGUGUCCUGGAGAUGACCAUCACACUAGUGCCUGAGAUAUUUCUCGACUGGGCCCGGCCUACCUCGGAGAUGCUGCUGCGGCGUCUUGCACAGCUGCUGAACCAGGUGCUGAACCGAGUGACAGCCGAGAGGAACCUGUUUGACCGUGUGGUCACCCUGCGGCUACCUGGCCUGGAGAGUGUGGACCACUACCCUAUUCUAGUGGCCGUGACAGGCAUCCUGGUGCGGCUCCUAGUGCAUGGCCCAGCUUCAGGGAUAGAGAGAGCCACAUCAGUGCUCCUGGCUGAUCCCUGCUUCCAGCUCCGCUCUAUAUGCUAUCUCCUGGGGCAGUCAGAGCCCCCUACUCCUGGCACUGCCCUAUCUGCCCCUGACCGGAAGCACUUUUCCCUACAGAGCUACACAGAUUACAUCAGUGUUGAGGAGCUGGCCCAGGUGGAACAGAUGCUGGCACACCUGACCACUGCAUCUGCCCAGGCAGCAGCUGCCUCUCUGCCCACCAGUGAGGAAGACCUCUGCCCCAUCUGCUAUGCUCACCCCAUUUCUGCUGUGUUCCAGCCCUGUGGCCACAAGUCCUGCAAAGCCUGCAUUAACCAGCACCUGAUGAACAACAAGGAUUGCUUCUUUUGCAAAGCCACCAUUGUGUCUGUAGAGGACUGGGACAAGGCAGCCAAUGCAAGUGCCACUUCCUCUGCUGCCUAGACCCACCUCACCCACAGAACAGGAACCUUCACCCUUGAAGUCAAACUCAGGCUGGGUCCUAUUUAUGAGCUCCCCUUGCCCUGUCUCCCAAAGCUCGUACCCACCCACCCACCCCGCCCCGGCCCCCGCCCUCAACCUUCUUGUCUGUGUGUAACCUUGUUGGCAGGAGCCCAGCCUUGCCCUAAUUGUGCCUGAGCUUGACUUUCAGUCAGGGCCACAAUGAGCAUUAAAUUAUUAUUCCAUACA